CAAAAUCCCACCCUCCGCCGAACAAUUUUAAAUUUCAUUGGUCCAGUCUAUCACUCACACUUCUUCACACACCAAUUGUUUUUCUUUAAUAGUAACAACUUUAUGGUAUCAUAUUGGUCCACGUACUCAUCAUACACCAAAGGUGUAGCUGCCAAUUACAAUGGGCAUUUCGUCAUUCCAUUAGCUUUCUAGGGACAAAUAUCACUCAAAAUUUUGUAAUGUUGUUACGGCAAUCAUUUCAUUUCCCAUGGCCAAUAGCAUGUUCAUUUAACUCCAACAGUAGCCAGGAAAAAGCAAAGGAACAGGAGCCAAUUCGACAAAUACACAGCGAAAGAGCUCUGAGAAAAAUCUGUUGUGUAUACUGAGAUUUGCUUGUAUAUGGGUCUCUGGGAAGCUUUUCUCAAUUGGCUCAGAAGCCUCUUCUUUAAACAGGAAAUGGAGCUUUCUUUGAUAGGGCUGCAAAAUGCAGGGAAAACUUCGCUUGUAAAUGUUAUUGCCACUGGUGGAUAUAGUGAAGAUAUGAUACCAACGGUGGGAUUUAACAUGAAGAAAGUGACUAAAGGUAAUGUCACUAUAAAAUUGUGGGACCUUGGAGGUCAGCCAAGAUUCCGAAGUAUGUGGGAAAGAUACUGUCGCGCAGUUUCAGUUAUAGUUUAUGUUGUUGAUGCUGCUGAUCAUGAUAAUCUUAGCAUUUCUAAAAGUGAACUCCAUGACCUGCUCAGCAAGCCGUCAUUGAGUGGUAUUCCAUUGCUGGUAUUGGGGAACAAGAUUGACAAGCCUGGAGCUCUGUCCAAGCAGGCUUUCACUGAUGAGAUGGGAUUGAAAUCUAUAACUGACAGAGAAGUGUGCUGCUAUAUGAUCUCAUGCAAAAAUUCCACCAAUAUUGACUCAGUCAUUGAUUGGCUUGUUAAGCACUCAAAAUCAAAGAGUUGAAGGAUGAUAACCUUUCUACUGCUACUGAUUUUGUGUAUCAAAAUCCUGAGGCUAUUGGUUCCUUCUGUUGAUUCCUCCAGAGUUGUCUUGUAAUGUAAAGUAAAUUAUCUUGCCGAUUGAGAGAGCUGUCACAUGUGUAUUUUUUUC
This is a messenger RNA of Capsicum annuum, 1080 nucleotides long. Its product is annotated as ADP-ribosylation factor-like protein 8a. Lineage: Eukaryota; Viridiplantae; Streptophyta; Magnoliopsida; Solanales; Solanaceae. Bases 379 to 933 code for a protein of 184 amino acids. The record is from RefSeq and is a predicted model, not a curated record. The transcript is spliced from 6 exons. Gene Ontology annotation, molecular function: GTP binding; GTPase activity. Gene Ontology annotation, biological process: protein transport.